UGUUGCAACGAUUCCAGCAAUGCAAACAUAACCUUAUAGGACAUUCAUCAGCUGUCACAUAAUUAAUCAACAUUUAAGGUGUGUACAAAUAGUGCAACUAUUUAAAAAAUGCAUAGAAAUCUACCACCGGAUUCUAAACCGAAAGGAGAACCUCAAGCCGAACUGGAAAGUCAAUUUAUUCUGCGAUUACCGCAGGAACCAGCUAAAAUUCUUCGAGAAGUUUUAAGUUCUGGACUGCCCUUGAAGGAUCGAUUGAGCAUUAAACUGGAGAAUGAUAUGCGUUAUGGAGAAGUAAGAUUCGAUCAUUGGCUUCUCCAUGCCAAGGUUGUUGAUCUACCUACAAUAGUGGAAUCUCUCAAAACAAUCGACAAUAAGAGUUUUUACAAAACUGCAGACAUUUGUCAGCUGAUGAUAUGCAAGGAAGAAGACGAUCAGUCACAAACAGAUGAAGAAUCGCCAGUACGGCAAAAGAAGAAAGAUCCGAACAAAGUAGAUAAGAAAUUUUUGUGGCCUCACGGAAUAACACCACCUGCUAAAAACGUCAGAAGAAGGAGAUUUCGCAAAACCUUGAAGAAAAAGUAUGUUGAAGCCCCAGAAAUAGAGAAAGAAGUGAAACGUUUGCUCAGAGUUGACAAUGAUGCUGUGAACGUCAAGUGGGAAGUAAUUUGUGAGGAUGAAGAUAAUUCGAAACCUAACAAAGUGUCUAAUUCUGGUGUAGUCAAGGGCAAAAGAGACGUUAUUCACAACAGCGCUUCUCAAAGCGUAGAUGUUGCCGAACACGACAUUUUUGGUGAACCUGUCAGUGACAGUGAAGAAGACGACGAGGACGCAAAUAUAAAUGUAAUGGAUAUGGACGACACGAGUCGAUUAUCGGCCGAAAGUCGUGUUUCCGAUUCGAACUCUAUGCAAGUCAGAUAUUCUGAGCGUCCUGGUCAAGAAGUCGUUACGUGUACCGAACUCGUUACAGAAUUUAGCAAAGAAAUGUUCCAUCCUGAAAAUUCGAACACAGACGAUGGCAACAAGAUCGAAAGCAACAACGACAGUCCAGUAAAACUCACUAAACUCGAAAACUUCCAUUCAGAGUACAUGAUUCCUGACAAUUAUAAUGAGUCGCUUUCCUCAUCUGUUCCUCGAGAUUGUAUGCAAUCUCGUUUGGAGACACUUCAUGCUGAACUUGCGGAACUGCGACAGCGUAGACAGCAGCAAGACAUUGAAAUUGCAAACAUUGAGAAUUUGAAACUGCGUCAAAGGUUCCAAGAGAUCGCGGAUAAUUUGCUUGCCCAAGAGAUGCAAAAAGUUCAAGAGAUCCAAGACUUACAAAUGGAAUAAAACUUGGCCAAAAAGUUGGAGAACAGACCAGAGAUGAACAACGCCUGAAUUUAGCUCCGGUACUGCAAUUUAUAUUUGUUUAAAUUAUUUUUUCAACACGUUGGUUGACUUUAACGAAGAAAAACUUGACUGAACAUUAAAAAAUUGAAAAAUCUGCGGACACGCAACAUUCGUCACGCUUAAAUAAACGAAACGAGAUUGAACUUGAUCGAAA
Venturia canescens is the source of this 1543-nucleotide messenger RNA. RefSeq names its product TATA-box binding protein associated factor 7 (gene Taf7). Gene Ontology annotation, biological process: transcription initiation at RNA polymerase II promoter; RNA polymerase II preinitiation complex assembly. Gene Ontology annotation, molecular function: RNA polymerase II general transcription initiation factor activity. Gene Ontology annotation, cellular component: transcription factor TFIID complex. NCBI's taxonomy places the organism in Eukaryota, Metazoa, Arthropoda, Insecta, Hymenoptera, Ichneumonidae. Bases 109 to 1329 code for a protein of 406 amino acids. The record is from RefSeq and is a predicted model, not a curated record. The transcript has 7 exons.